Messenger RNA from Hyalella azteca, 4665 nucleotides. Its product is annotated as histidine-rich glycoprotein-like. The record is from RefSeq and is a predicted model, not a curated record. The transcript is spliced from 2 exons. The coding region runs from base 358 to 843 and encodes 161 amino acids. NCBI's taxonomy places the organism in Eukaryota, Metazoa, Arthropoda, Malacostraca, Amphipoda, Hyalellidae.
UCUCCACGCGGCAGGCUACUGAGGCGAAACACGUUGCCCAUCAAGUGACCGGAUACUACGUGACGUCUACUGGUCUACGCCUGUCUAAGGUGUCAGACGAGAUUACAAGUCUACGAAGAUUUAUUGAUUAAAAUCAAGAAUUAUUUACUAAAAAAAAGCAUAGUACUUUUUUUGCAGUUGAAUAGCUAUCGUGUUUUUAUAACGUAAUAAGACCUAAAUGUUGGCUAACCGCUUGUUAAUCGCCCAGUUGAGUCAUAAUAGUAUUAUACUGUCCUAACGAAAUUAUUGCAUCAUUUCAAGAAAAAUAUAUUAGAAUACCAUAAAGUUUGAAGGAUCUGGUCUGGUGGAAUUAUCAUUAUGGCUAACUUCAUUGACACCACUGAACGGGAUGAAUUAAAUGAGUAUGAAAAUCAUUCUCUCUCUUCAUCAUCUUCAUCAUCGGCUGCUGAGGAAGAACCUCAAUAUGAGCCUGAACCUGAGCCUGAACCUGAGCCUGAACCCGAGCCAGAACCGGAGCCUACUCCAUCUGUGGAUUCUGUAAGCCAUCACAGUGAGAAGAGCCACAGUAGCCAUAGCCAUCACAGCAGUCCUCAUGGAAGUCGCCACAGCAGCCCUCAUGGAAGUCACCACAGCAGCCAUAGUAGCCACAGUCAUGGCAAUGUGGCUCCACCUCCCUCACAGCCAGUUCACCGCUCCACGUCAUCCGUCAGUGGACACAGCAGCCAUAGCAGCCAUAGUAGCCAUAGUCAUGGCCAUGUGGCUGCACCUCCACCACCACCUGUUCACCGCUCCACAUCUUCCAUCAGUGGUGGCGGUGACACCGUUUGCUGUCGAUGCUGCUAAGUGGUUCACAGCCUCAGACUCUAGCUUGUCACACACUACCGUACUUGAACCCCAUUUAUCACAUCAAUAAUAAUAGCUCACUAGAUUCCCAUGAGUGAUUCAAUCUAAAUUCGAAUUCUCUAACGGCAUGAAAAAGUUAGUAGGAACACUGUCGAGGUUAUUAGUUGAAAUUCCAGUUUGCCGCUAAGUGAUGCUAUAAGCAGCCAUAAAUCAUGUUGCAGCCAUGCUAGUAGAGUGGCUUGCUUCCAUUAAAGCUUUGCGUUUGAUUAUGCACUGUUAUUUAGAUUGUAUCUCUUCCCACCGGUCGUAGUUAUACAUUAUAUCCAGUCAUAUAUAUUGUGAGGUUUCAUGGUAGCUCUUCCCGUAAAUGCAAGUUGACAACUUUCAAGAUCUUGAGUAAUUAGGUAAUUUCUUGACAUCAUUGGAUAAAAAUUUUAAACAUUUUGUGAUCUUCCAGAAAAUGGGUUUGCUAGCUGUGCUGUGUAACGUUCAUUUCUUUGUGAUUGUGGCAUGUAAUGACUACAUAGAUAAUUUAAAAUUUAAUGAAAGUCAAAGGUCAAAUAAUGUCAGUGCCUCAGUAUUAUCGCCCUAAACUUUUCCACUCGUUUCUUUAGUUUCAUGAAUAUGUUUUAGUCAUGUAUUCAGUGCAGCACGAGUGUUUCGUUUUCUCAAUACAAAAAGUCGGCCUCCUGCAACAAUUCAUGAAGUCAUACUGUUCUACACAUUAUUGCAGUUUCUUUCUUGAAUGUUUGCCAAUAUUUUAUUUUGGUCACAAUAAAUUAACUAGGUAUUCAAAAAUGGUACUUGACCUUGAAGGAAAUUGGUAACAUCAUUCUAAAGCAAGUUAGUGAAUUUAUUUUUUUUUUGCUGUGAUUGUGACAUGAAUUCAUUGAUUCAAUAUUCAUAGUGAGACCUCACAAUCAGUAGCAUGAAUAUUUAAUUAUUCUGUAAUUUGCAUGUAUCCAAGCAUCGUUUUGCAUGCAUAAAUUUCGAAUGAUAUGCAUAGCUUGUGAUGUCUUUCAGAAUCUCUUCACUUUUAAAGUUAUUACUAUUAGCUUGUCACAUUUAACUUAAUUAAGUGAACGCACAUUUAAAUAAUAUGAGAGAAAGAGAAGAAAAUAAUUAAAAGCUGCUUACAAUGAACUUGAAGUUGCCCUGGAAGGCUAAGUUACCAAAGUUCAUAUUACGGCCGCGUGACAUGAGCGAUUUGCCUUCAUCAAUGCCUUGUGUUUUACUAUGAACUGAUAUUGAAGUUAUUAGAUGUGUAAUAGCUGGUAAUCUUCUUGCUAGUUGCUUAUACUCAUUUUUAUACAUUGAUAUUGUAGUUCAUAACUUACAUAGUUGCUGUAAUGACAACAUAGAAAUUAGUAAUCUUUUACUGUUUUAAGUACACAAGAUAGAUGCACGAGAGUGAACUUUUUUGUACUUGUGAGUUCCUCUGCUGAAAAUGAUUUUGAUAUUAACUGAAUCGAUGCCUGAUGAGUUUUAUAAGAUUCUUGUUUGAUACCUGGCUGUUUGAUACCACGGGAGUUUAGAUAUUCAUCAAGAAGAUUCUAUUUACAAUGCAGAAACUAAAUAUUUCUAUUCCAUGGUCACAAGUUUUUUACCUAAUGUUAAUCAGCUAGUGCUUUGCCUUUCUUUUAUUAUUUUUAUUCUCAAAUUCGCCCUAGUAUAUACCUAUACCUAUUUGAUUAAGUCGAAGCAAGCGUGUGUAAUGAAUUUUGCGUGCGAUGCGCGAGCAGAGGUGGCUUCAUGAGUUUGAAAGAUGUAUUACAUGCCGUGUUAACGUCGGUGAAACUUCAUUUAGGUUUGAUUUUUCUCGUUUUAAGCUUUGUUACAUUUCAUCUUAGAAUCUUGUCUGUCACUGCCAACUGAUUUUUGAAACUACUACAUCUAUUAGAUGUUUUUGUUCUUGCUCCGUUAUGAAUGCAUAGAGAGAGCAGUGAGGAAUGAACGAAAAACAACAUAGGUACUAUUUCUUCCAGCCUUAGUAUAGUUUCAAAGCCUUGCUGCUGAAAGAUGGUUAAUUUACUCCCUAGAAAUAAGAAAGGAAUCUCGUUUCUUCCAGCCUUAGUAUAGUUUCCUUGCCUUGCUGCUGAAUCAUGAUUUAUUCAAGCCAUAGAAAUAAUGAAUUAAGCUUGUUGAUGUUCCCUUUACUUUAGUUUAGUUCCUAAGCUUUGCUCCUGACGGAAUAAUAAUUUAAGCAGUAUAAAUAAUAGAAGUAAUAAAUGAAUCUUGCUGUGUUAGUAUAGUUCCAAAGGCUUACUGCCGAAGAAUUAUUUAACCCGUAUUAAUAAGCAAGUUCAUUUCAUUAUUGAUGUUAUGUUAAGAUUCAGCGUGCUGGGAAUCUGUUCGCUGUCCCUCACGUAUUUUUCCCCCGUUUGCUUUGUUCAUGAAAUUAUGUUUAUUAUAAGGAUAAUGUUUGAUAUAAGGAAUGCCAUCUUAGGUACGGUAUAUUUCAAGCUUAAAUUUGUUCUGGGAUACAUCACAAUGUUUGCUGUAAUUGCUCUGCUGCUUGGUAUUUACUUGCCUAUUCUCCAAAAUACUCAGUCCAUGCUUAUCAGCCUUAAGAUUUAAUCUGCUAUUGCUAGCUAUGAGUCUUCAAUUACGUCCAAUGGUAUAUUUACCUCCCAUAUCUCAAACUGAAUCUUCCUGCCAUUUCAAGUCGAUUUAUACCGACCAAUUGUUGGCUUAAUCUACUUGAACUUCAUAUCUUAAAAAAAUCUCCAAUUGAUAUUAAAAAAUGGCUUCAUUAUUCGAUCCGUUGUGGUUUGUUUACUGUUUAGUUCUGCGAGAAGGGAUAUCCACGAGUACUCAUAAAUGUCUCCGGUGAAAUGUGGGGGAUUCGGGAGAGGUAAAUGUGUCCGGUGGGAGAUGAUAAAGAAAUCUUGUGUCUCGUUUGGAUGUCUUAAAUUUACUAUCUGCGGAAGUGAUGUAAGCGGUUACUACUGUAGAUGAAGUUAGACGCUAGUCUGGUGAGGCUUGAUGCCUCUUCUGCAGGUUCAGUCCAUCACACGUGCGAGUAAUUUUCUCAGACGAGCUCGUUUACCAACUGAUAUGAGAUUAUUAUAAUAGUGAGCAUUGUGAGUUUUAUCAGAUGUUUAUCAUUUAAAACAGGAAUCAACCUUAAUUUAUGUUACCAGCAUCCAGCACUCACGGAACGUUCAGUUGAGAAUAUUUCUAAAACUCAUCCGCCCAUUUGAAGUGCCCGCAGAGUUGAAACUUGAUUCGUGCAUAACUAAUUCCUGGCUAUCAUUGACUCUUAAAUGUCCAUAUGUUUUCGUGUCUAGCUCGAAAUACUGUUGUAUCUUUAUUCGUAUUAGCCGGUAUAACCGCAUGGUAUUGUAGUAUGCGUAUAUCUUUCCCGCAGUCACUUGUACGCGUACUAGUAGUUUCUCUAAGCAUUAAGUUUCUGUCUGCCAUUCUUGUAGUAUCGCUCAAAAAAACUAUGCUUUAUUACUUUUUCAACGGAAUUAUUAGCUUGUGUGCUACGACCGUCAUACUGUCCAGUGCGAAGAAAAAUGCAGGUUCUUGUGCGACGGUUCAUUAAAAGUGCCUUUUAUGUGAAUAACUGAACGCGAUACGCUUCUUUUGGCCUUAAUAUUUUGUCUUGUUUAACUUUAAUUCUAGAUUGAAAGGGUUUUCUGCCUCGUCCAAGCGCAGAACAUUCCGUGUUGAAUUUUUUCCCAUUCUACUUUCAUUGUAAUACUUGGAAGCAAAACACUUGUAAUCUUAUUCCAUGCUUCUAAUUAGGCUGUGUCGCUGUUUUCUCGUGUAACUCGAGCUUCCUCUGAGUAUAAAUGGAGCCAGGCUUUGUCUUCA